AGGCUCCUUAGCCGCGCGCCGAGCGGUUGAUCGCCGUAGCUCCCGCAGCCUGCGCUCCCCACUCUGUGGCUCCAUCCGCCAUUGUAGGCCAAUAAUCCGUUAUGGAGCAUGCCUUUACCCCGUUGGAGCCCCUGCUUUCCACUGGCAAUUUGAAGUACUGCCUUGUAAUUCUUAAUCAGCCUUUGGACAACUAUUUUCGUCAUCUUUGGAACAAAGCUCUUUUAAGAGCCUGUGCUGAUGGAGGUGCCAACCGCUUAUAUGAUAUCACCGAAGGAGAGAGAGAAAGCUUUUUGCCUGAAUUCAUCAAUGGAGACUUUGAUUCUAUUAGGCCUGAAGUCAGAGAAUACUACGCUACUAAGGGGUGUGAGCUUAUUUCAACUCCUGAUCAAGAACACACUGACUUUACUAAGUGCCUUAAAGUGCUCCAAAAGAAGAUAGAAGAAAAAGACUUAAAGGUUGAUGUGAUCGUGACACUGGGAGGCCUCGCUGGGCGUUUUGACCAGAUUAUGGCAUCUGUGAAUACCUUGUUCCGAGCGACUCACAUCACUCCUUUUCCAGUUAUAAUAAUCCAAGAGGAAUCACUGAUCUACCUGCUCCAACCAGGAAAACACAGAUUGCAUGUAGACACUGGAAUGGAGGGUAAUUGGUGCGGCCUUAUUCCUGUUGGACAGCCUUGUACACAGGUUACAACCACAGGCCUCAAGUGGAACCUCAAAAAUGAUGUGCUUGCUUUUGGAACAUUGGUCAGUACUUCCAAUACCUAUGAUGGGUCUGGUGUUGUGACUGUGGAAACUGACCACCCACUCCUCUGGACCAUGGCCAUCAAAAACUAACCUGUCGACUGGCAUCCAUAAAUGUGCCUCUGCCUUAUCUCAUUUCUCAACGGUUCAUUGCUCAAUAAGAACGAUUCACCUGGGUUUGCAGGAAUCUAAACCUCUCUAGGGGAAGCCCACUGGGUUUAAAGAUGUUAGUGUUUAAAUAAUACAGGUAACAUAAAUGGCAGAUCUCAAUUUUAUAGUAGUGGGAAAGAUACAUGCUAAGAAAGCAAAUAAGUUCCAUUACAUUUGAUUGGAACUUAAUGGGAAUCAUUCCACUAUACAAUUCAGUACUGAUUAUUCUUCUUAUGUUAUUAAUCAUUCCGUUUAGCCUAGAAAAUUGUUUUUAAUUUGAAGCAGAGAUCAUUGUUGAGGUUCCUCUUGGGAGUCUAGAACAUCCUUAAAUGUCUAACAACAAGGGCUACCUCUGAGUACCUUUUAGUAUUAGUUUUCUGUAUAAGAUAUAUAUUAUCUUCUACUGAAAAAAAAUUCCUUUCAGAUUGGGGUUAUAAGUGCACCAGGUCACUCUGACCUUAUUACUGUCUUUGGCAUUGUCUUUUUUAAAUAAAUCAGGAAUCACUGACCUAAUUGUCAAAUUUAAAAAUAGGUAGUUAUUAUAAGCAAAGAGAAAUGAUGUGAAAGAUUAAUGAUGAUUCAUGGAGCCCUACUCACACAUUAACCCCC
Messenger RNA from Mandrillus leucophaeus (drill), 1499 nucleotides. It is a transcript of the gene TPK1, whose product is annotated as thiamin pyrophosphokinase 1. Gene Ontology annotation, biological process: thiamine diphosphate biosynthetic process; thiamine metabolic process. Gene Ontology annotation, molecular function: thiamine diphosphokinase activity; thiamine binding; ATP binding. Lineage: Eukaryota; Metazoa; Chordata; Mammalia; Primates; Cercopithecidae. The transcript has 9 exons. The coding region runs from base 102 to 833 and encodes 243 amino acids. The record is from RefSeq and is a predicted model, not a curated record.